CUUGAUGGAGAAGGAUCGUAGUUGGAUGUAUGGUAGAUGUGACAUAGAAGAAUUCUUGAACGGUGUUUCUGAAUUCUGUAAAAGUGCUUUAAUAAAUCAAGCUAAAGCAGGAAGAGAUAAGUUUUAUCGUCCUUGUGUUGAUUGUAACAAUGUAAAAAUAAUUAGUAGUAUUGAGGUGAUUAGAGAGCAUGUACUUCGCCGUGGGUUUAAACCUUUCUAUCACGUAUGGUUUUGGCAUGGUGAAGCGAGCAUAGACUCAAGUGUAACUUUACCACAAGACAUGAAGUCCAUUAAAGAUACAUUAAGAGAACACCUGAGACAUGAGAUGGAAAGUAAGUUUGCUAUAAUCUUACCAUACUUGGGCAUGCAGGUAAAGGCAGCUUAUUGCUUAUUGCCAAUUUUUUUCCACUAAACAUAUGUAUGCCUAUAAUUAAGCAGUUAUGUUUUUUAGGAAGAGACACCUUGCAAACUUUUGUACACAGGAUCAUGUACCAUUGAUAAAUUGCGUAUGGUGGCCGAGGGCAAUGCACAACCACCAAGUGAGCGCUUACAAGUCCAUUUCCAGUCAAUCCCGAUGGGAUACUUUGCAAUCGAAGUAUACAAAGUUCAUGAUGGUUUCGAGGAUUUAACAGUUGCAAGGCCUAGUAAGGACUCUAACAUCUUAAAACUGCGCGAUGCCAUUGGUAGUUUGAUACUAUGGCUGUGUGCAUGGUUGAGGAUUUCAGCCGAGACCUUACAGAAAACAAAAGCUCCUAAAAGAAAGAAAACGGAUACACAAGCUAGCAAUAUUGGUCCACAAUUAGGAGAUUUGAACGAACAAAGAAAUCAAAAAACUGAGAUCAAAGGGUCGAUAAAGACUUUACUUGUUGGACUGAAUGUGCUUGGAUCUCUCAGUAAGGCAUGCAAUUGGUUGCAUAUAAACGUUUGCGGGUUGCCUGAUGGGAAUCCUAUUGCUGUUGAUCUGACUAAGUCUUUCUGCAACUCUCCUGAGGAUGCAAAGACAUGGAUAUUUAAAGCUGAUGUCUCAUUGUUCCUCUCUGGUGAUAUGGUUACAUACCAAUUAUGCAAGCUUUUGUAAGGUCACUUCAAGAGCACUUGAAUGGAUGUGAUUGUCAGAUUGGGUGGUUAUGUCCGGAACAAAUUUCUGGUUCUAAUAGCUGGACCAAUGUAUGGAAAGUCCGUGAUUACAUCGAUAAUGGUAUUAAAGAAUCAAUUCAUGUUGGAGACAAGUUCAUCUUUGCCCCAUACAUUGAAAAGUAUGUCUAAUUAUACGCUUUAGUAGCUUAAUUGCACAUGAAAAUUGAUUAUAAUGGUAUCAAACUAUGUUGUAUUUGUAGUGCCCAUUGGUCGCUCCUUGUGAUAUGUGUUACAAGUCAUACAAUUUAUCAA
Chenopodium quinoa (quinoa) is the source of this 1389-nucleotide messenger RNA. RefSeq lists its product as uncharacterized. Lineage: Eukaryota; Viridiplantae; Streptophyta; Magnoliopsida; Caryophyllales; Amaranthaceae. The transcript has 3 exons. The record is from RefSeq and is a predicted model, not a curated record. The coding region runs from base 509 to 1078 and encodes 189 amino acids.